AUGGCGGUCUCGGGCUCCUCCUCGCCGUCGUCCCCCAAGCGCCGGCGACUGCUCGCGGAGGAGGCGCCGCCGCCGCCGUCGCAGGAGGGGACGACGGACAAGCUGAUGUCCCUCCCCAACGAGAUCCUCGACAUUAUUCUCGCGCGGGUCCCCUUCGAGAGGCUGGUCCGCUUCGGCUGCCUCUCCCGCGCGUGGCGCCGCCGCUGGGAAUCCGUCCCCGAACUCCGCGUCGAGCUGCCCCCGCGGCUCUCCUCCGCCCGCGCCCUCUGGCGGUGCGCGGCGCCGGUCCGCAGCUUCCGCGGCCGCUUCAGCCACCUCCUCGGCACCACUACCUCCCGCUGGCUCCGCGCCCUGGCUCGCAAGCGCGUCCAGGAGCUCACCCUCCAGUUUGAGAACAUCCCCUGGUUACUACUCCCCAAGCGAGACGUCGUCCUCGGCCCCGCCUUCUUCUCCUGCGACUCGCUCGUUCAUCUCCACCUCCAGAACUGCCGCAUGCCGCCCUCGCAAUCGGGAUUCCCGGGCUUCCCCAAACUCGCCUCGCUAACCCUCGUUGAUGUCGCUCUCCUGUUCAAGGGCGGCGGCGUGCAGCUCCAGCACCUGAUCGCUGCGGCGCCAGACCUCGUUGUGCUUAAAUUGGAGGACGUAGUCGCCCAAGCCUCGGCCGACCGCUUCGCCGUUGAAGAGUUUGUUAUUCGGGCGCCCAAACUUAGAAAUCUCUCGCUCACCUUCUUUUCUCUCUGCGAAGACAACGGCUGCCGGAUUGCGCAGGAACUCCCGUUGCUGGAGGAGGCGUCCAUCUCAAUUGAUUGCCUCGUCGGGAGUUUCGGUCCCCAGGACUUCCUCGAUAUUUUCAGACCAAUUGCUGCUGUCAAUACACUUUGGUUCGACGCAAAGGCAACCUCGUGUACUGUAAAUCCAUUGGAGGGGAUUACAUGGAGGUUUGAGAAUCUGAGGAAGGCGUCCCUGAGAGUUACCUUUUGCAGACUCCCAAGCUUUAUGGCGAUAGUUUCUUUACUGAGAUGUGCUCCUCACAUUGAAGACCUUGAUAUUGAGACAUGUGAUACUAAACGGUCCACAAAUGAAGUUGAAAUUGAUGAAGAUUUUCUAAAUUCGGAGAUACAGGAUGACUUGAUUUCAGGCCUCAAAUGUGUGUCUCUGAGUGGUGCCAAGUACUUGUCAAAUCAGAUGUGCUUUAUGAAGUUUAUACUGUCCAAAGCAGGAUCUCUUCAAUCAUUUGUUGUCACUUUCGACUACCCUGAAAGAAGCAGACGGUAUAAAAAGGCAUGUAAAGAGUUAGCAGAAUGCCAAAUAGCAUCGCCCCAAGUUAUAGUCAGACAAAAUUUUACUGAUGACAAAAUUCAGCAACAGAUGUGUCAGCAACGGAUGAUGACCCUUAAGUAAUAUUUUUUCUGUUGUACAAACAGCUGCUAUUGCUCCUUCUCGCAGCAGAAUGCCUCCUAAUUCAAUCUAUCAGUGAAUGAUUUUAGAGUUGAUUGAGAUGAACAGUUCCAUCAAAGUAUGAUUGGACUUGUUAUGGAACACUACAGAUUCGGGAUAAGGUGGUAUAGAGGAUGGUAUUUUUGAAUGACUGGCUGAUCCAGUAUGAUACUCAUCAAAGGGAGUUGUGAAUGUACCUAACUAGAAAUGUAUCUCUCUUUUUCCCUUGAUCAUACAAACCUAGCUCUAGCCUCUUGAUGGAAAUGUUGUCAAUGUAUUUUAGAGUCUAUUAAGGAUGUUGCAAUAGUCAGCUUUCAUGUCUGUCGUUUUGAUUAUAAAUCAAACGGCUGCAUUUCAAAUUGCAUAACUAAAUGUUGUCAACAGCCAGGGUUCAGAAUUUGGUGAGUUUUUUUUAAAUCUUGUGGCAAUUGGAGACGUCAGUGUGCUACUUCAAAUCACCGCAUGGCUUUCUUUGCUGGGUUGAUGUAUCCUCCUGAGUCCUGAUUCACUUUUAUGUAUAGCCUCUUGACUCAAAAUAUGAAAAUAUAAC
Oryza brachyantha (malo sina) is the source of this 1987-nucleotide messenger RNA. RefSeq names its product FBD-associated F-box protein At2g26860-like. The record is from RefSeq and is a predicted model, not a curated record. Bases 1 to 1401 code for a protein of 466 amino acids. The transcript has 3 exons. Lineage: Eukaryota; Viridiplantae; Streptophyta; Magnoliopsida; Poales; Poaceae. Gene Ontology annotation, molecular function: protein binding.